This is a messenger RNA of Scatophagus argus, 2388 nucleotides long. RefSeq names its product LIM homeobox 3 (gene lhx3). Gene Ontology annotation, cellular component: nucleus. Lineage: Eukaryota; Metazoa; Chordata; Actinopteri; Scatophagidae. Bases 307 to 1536 code for a protein of 409 amino acids. Gene Ontology annotation, biological process: neuron differentiation; regulation of transcription by RNA polymerase II. The record is from RefSeq and is a predicted model, not a curated record. Gene Ontology annotation, molecular function: DNA-binding transcription factor activity, RNA polymerase II-specific; RNA polymerase II transcription regulatory region sequence-specific DNA binding. The transcript is spliced from 6 exons.
UUACCACCCUGCACUGAAAGUCCAUUGGCUUCUCCUCUCGCCUCCUGUUUAUUCUCCUUCCGGGUAGAGGUACUCGGUAAGUGAUGUUAAUCUAUCUCCCUGUCGCUCGGGAAACGGCGCAGCGUAAUCCUGCACAGGCUUCAACGCGGUGAGGCAUAAAAGCAAACUCCAAGGGGACACUGGCGCGCGUUUAUCUUCGCACUGCGGCUCGUGCAACGCAAAUUUGAAAGCAGCUGCUUUGUGCAUGAGUGCAGAUAGAUCUCAGAUAAGACAGAAUCGCAUUAAUGUGAGCGUAAAUCAUGAGCAAUGGACGGACGUGGUGAGCGUAACUCUCCAAAAGACGCACCGAAUAACACGGAGAUGCUCCUCGCUUUGCUGUCGCACAGCGAAGAGCUACGGAAAGAAAUCCCCGUGUGUGCAGGCUGCAACCAACACAUCGUGGACCGCUUUAUCCUCAAAGUGCUGGAUCGCCACUGGCACAGCAAGUGCCUGAAAUGUAGCGACUGCCAGGCGCAGCUGGCAGAGAAGUGCUUCAGCAGGGGCGACAGCGUCUACUGCAAAGAGGAUUUCUUCAAGAGAUUCGGGACCAAAUGUGCAGCCUGUCAGCAGGGCAUACCGCCCACACAGGUGGUGAGGAGAGCGCAGGACUUCGUCUAUCACCUGCACUGCUUUGCCUGCAUCGUGUGCAAGAGGCAGCUGGCCACUGGGGACGAGUAUUAUCUGAUGGAGGACAGCAGGCUGGUCUGCAAGGCCGACUACGAGACCGCCAAACAGAGAGAAGCAGAUUCGACUGCAAAAAGGCCACGAACAACCAUUACUGCUAAGCAGCUGGAAACGCUGAAGAACGCUUACAAUAACUCUCCCAAACCUGCCCGUCACGUCCGGGAGCAGUUAUCUUCAGAGACAGGCCUUGAUAUGCGGGUUGUGCAGGUUUGGUUUCAGAACAGGCGAGCUAAAGAGAAAAGACUGAAGAAAGACGCCGGUCGGCAGAGGUGGGGGCAGUACUUUCGCAACAUGAAGAGGUCACGUGGAAGCUCCAAAUCCGACAAGGACAGCAUCCAGGAGGAGGGCAUGGACAGUGAUGCCGAGGUGUCCUUUACAGAUGAACCACCCAUGUCAGAGCUUGGCCUCACUAAUGGCAUCUACAGCAGCCUGAGUGAGUCCUCUCCAGCCAUGGGUGGACGCCAAGGGAGCAACAACCACAGCUCCUUCCCCCUAGAGCAUGGCGUGCUGCCUUCUCAAGACCAGUUCCACGACAUCCGCUCCAACAGCCCCUACGGCCUUCCGCAAUCGCCGGGGUCACUUCAGGUGCUACCCAGACACCAGCCUCUAAUCUCCAGCUUGGUCUACCCCGACUCUGGCCUUUCUAUCAUGACCCAGGGCAGCGGGCCCGGGAUCAACCCUCCAGUGAGAGUCUCCAUGGGGGCCGCCAACGGCCCUAGCUCGGACCUGUCCACCGGCAGCAGCGGGGGAUACCCGGACUUUCCUGCCAGUCCUGCCUCCUGGUUAGAUGAAGUGGAUCAUGGGCAGUUUUGAUUGGUCAACGACAAGAAAUUGGACUUUUUUUUUUUUGCUUUGUUUUCUGUGUCUUCUGUUGGAUUUUAGAAACUGGAAAUUAGUCACACAGGACAGUGACUGUGUAAAGGAUUAGACUGCUGUCCUUGGAUCUCACCAAUAUCUGAUCGACUGGUCCUGUUGAUAUCUGUGAUUUGGAUGGAAGGAAGAAGGAAAAUGUCCUUCAUUAAAAGCACUUGGCCUGACAACUGUCCUCCAGUAGUUAAACCAUAUUUAAAGCAAAGAAUCUGUCAAAAAUGUUCAGUUUUCCGAUACCACUAUAAGCUUUUUCAGAACAGUUUAGAGACUACAGGCAGGAAGUUUAGACAUUGAUCAUUUGGAUUUUCACCAACUGUCCCUGUUUAUUCUCUUCAGCUGUGUGUUCAGGUGCAGAACUCAGAACUCAACGUUCGGAAUCUUUAAUUGUCUGGUUGUUGCCAAAUGUCUAUAAUAUAUAUACUAUAUAUAUAUAUACAUAUAUAUAUAUAUAUAUUGGUUUAUCAUUGUGGAGACUUUAUUUUUAUACAAAACCCCUUCCUGGACAUGAGUAAGAACCCAAAUAUGAGGACUUUGUACAUUCUCAAACAGGGAUAUAGGCAAAAAUGUAGAUGUUGUCUUAAUGGUACCUAGGGGUCCAAUUACUUCUAUGCAUUUGUGUGUUCUCAGAUGUAUCUCAUUCGUUUUGUUCUACCGAAAACAACCCCAGAAGGUGAACUGCUUUAGCAUUUGGGGUCUGAUGUGUAUGUUUGUUUAUGUGGAAAAUGUUUUAUGUCUUAUUUAUUCCUUCUGGUAAUGAUAAUGAUGAUGAUGAUUCCUGAUUAAAUGACAGGACUU